CGGUUAAUUAACAACAGGGACAACCAAAGCGCAAAGCCUGACUGGGAACAUGAUUGUCACUAGGCUAAGAGCCUAACAAAUCCGAAGGCAAAUCUAUUGUUAUUUUAAGUUUAAUUAAACUAGAAGAAAAUGGAGAUGAAAGGCAGGGACAAGGCCAGAAGCAAGUCGAGGUCGCUAGAUUUGGAUCCGGACUCAUACACCACGUUUAGGACAGACCUCGGGAAUAUCGAGGAGGAUAGGCAGAUCGCGUCGUUGGCUGUGCAGUUCGUCGUAAGUGGCGCGAGGAAGGGCAACGUGCACCUGUGUUCGAGGAUUGCCGAGUUACUGCGUGAGAAUAAACGUCUGCACAGGACAGUGGAGGCCCAGAGAGUCCACAUAGAGGAGCUGAGGGUUCUGUGUUCUCUGAGCACUGCUGGUCCAGUGGGUCCACUUUCCUCACCAACCCCUGGUGCUCCCUCCCCCUCUCCUUUCCCUUGUCUUCUCCCAUCCACGUCUCACCUCCCAUAUCCCCCAUUGGCCACCUCCCCCACCCUCCCACUCUACCUCCCCUCUCUGUCAGGCUCCUCCCCCACCACCUCCUCCCAUAGCUGCAGCUCUGGGCGGGGCAGUCUGUCCUCCAGCACCACACCUCCCUGUCUGCCCCGACUUGGGACUCCCCAUCCUGGUGCCCUCCUUACCCCUUGCAGGCGACAGCCAUCUUCUCUGCCCUGCGUGGAGGAGAAUGAGAUACCCAGCAUGCCUCACUCUCCCCAGCAGAGGAGAGAGUCGGACGCUCAUGGCCCUGAGCAUGACGGGUGGUCUAAAGCGACAGGCAAGAGGAGAGGGGGUCUUCUGCCUGCUCCGGCUCCAGAGACAGUGGGUUACGCUCAGGCUCUGAAGAAGAGAGUCCUGCGACAGAGUGCCUCAUGUGAAGCUGAGAGAAAAGAGGUUGAGGAGAUGGAGAGGAAAGAGAAUGAUGAGCACGAUACCACAGCACUUUAUCGAGAGGGUCUGGAUCCAAACUCCACAACGCGGAGACAUCGUCUCCAGGUGAAUGAUCGUGUGACACUACGUGACCGGAGGGGAGUAGAUGAGAAAAGGAAGAGGGGAAAAGAGAAAAGGAGAGGAGCUGUGAGGUUUAUAGGACCUUUACAGAACACUGAUUCUACAGAGGUCUACAUUGGAGUGGAACUGGAUACACCCUGUGGAGAGAACAAUGGAAGUAUCCAUGGUUACAGGUAUUUCAGGUGUGAGCCCAACCAUGGCGCUUUCACCACAAUCUCAGGGAUAAGGAAACUCUCCUCCCACUCCAGGCACACAGACUCCCCCCUCCCUCAGAGACCUUCCCAGGGGGCCACUGACUCCUGCUCAGGAAGCUCCACAGCCGGGAGUGGAUUAUGGAGGGAGGAGAGGGGGAGUGAGAUGGAGGAGGAAUGGGGUAGGAGGAAGGGUAAAGGGAAGGGAGAAGAAGGGGAGAGGUCAGGGUAGUGAGAGGGGGAAGGGGAGUGAGGAGGAGAGGGAAAAGGGGGAGGAGAGGAGAGGGAAGGGGGAGGAAGAGAGUGAAAAAGUUAGUGAGAGGGAGGAGAGGGGGAUUAAGAGUAGGAAAGGCCUGAGACACACCAAGAAGGAGAUGGCGAUCACAGCGCUGGUCCAUACAGACCCUGGAACCUGAAACAGCAGAUUCCUGUAUGGCCUGUUAACACACUCCCCACACCCCCCUCAUUCCAUGGACUCCAUGGCCUUCCAUAGCUCCUUUAAUGGAUGUGUCAAACAGCCUUUUUUGUCAUUUCAUUUUCAUUUAUCUUGUUUAAGAAUAUCCAGUAAUAUUAGAACACUAAAUAAAACUAGCUCCAACAUUAGAUAUUUUGCUGAUGUGUUUGAUGUGACAACAGCAACAAAGGAAACAGGCCACACUCCAGGGUAGGACUUGUAAGGCAAUCUUUAUUGCAUAUGAAUGACAGGACCUGACGUUGCCUCCAAGCCAUGCCAUCUGAACUCAGUUCAGAGACAGCACCUGAACCUGUCUUCAUGGUGGCGUCACCAGCAGUCGCUACUCAGCUGUGCUCUACCUGCUAUGCACUUGCUACUAAGCCCAUUUAGUACAGCUGUGUUCACCACAACUAGGCUCACACAGAGAAAACUAGGAACACUGAACUGCAAGGGUCUGCUCACUGGCCCCUCAAACGUGUUAGCUCACAAAGCUUAGCGAGGCCGAGACUGUACAGGCUGUGGCUAUCACUAACUGGUCUCACUUCACUCAGGAGUACAAUGAGAGAGCAGAAAACCCAUGAGCAGAGACUCUGUUCCUUUCAUGUCUG
This is a messenger RNA of Osmerus eperlanus (European smelt), 2297 nucleotides long. Its product is annotated as kinesin-like protein KIF13B. The transcript is spliced from 9 exons. Gene Ontology annotation, molecular function: microtubule plus-end binding. Gene Ontology annotation, biological process: cytoplasmic microtubule organization. The record is from RefSeq and is a predicted model, not a curated record. Lineage: Eukaryota; Metazoa; Chordata; Actinopteri; Osmeriformes; Osmeridae. Gene Ontology annotation, cellular component: cell cortex; microtubule plus-end; nucleus. The coding region runs from base 130 to 1467 and encodes 445 amino acids.